Messenger RNA from Lotus japonicus, 1809 nucleotides. Its product is annotated as putative inactive methylesterase 20. Bases 1029 to 1499 code for a protein of 156 amino acids. Gene Ontology annotation, molecular function: methyl jasmonate esterase activity; methyl salicylate esterase activity; methyl indole-3-acetate esterase activity. Lineage: Eukaryota; Viridiplantae; Streptophyta; Magnoliopsida; Fabales; Fabaceae. The transcript has 2 exons. Gene Ontology annotation, biological process: salicylic acid metabolic process; jasmonic acid metabolic process. The record is from RefSeq and is a predicted model, not a curated record.
UCUGCAGCAAGAUUUAGCCGACCUUAGCUUCGGGUGGCUAAUGAUUUGAUGAAUUUUGGACUAGAUCAUAAGUAAGAGGUGGUUUAAAAUAUGGAUCAAACAUUGUUCCCAAAUAGAAAACGAUUGAGCGGCGAAACAAAUUCUUCAUGACCCCACGCGUUUCUCCAUCAUUUUUGCGACCAUUUAGAUCAAUUUUAACUUGAUCUUGAAUCCUUUGAUGAUUGGGGAUUAAAAGGGAGAUUUUAUACCCAAAACCAUAUUUCAAAAUGGAGAAAACUAGCACCCCAAAAUUGAAAAAAAUAGUCCCGUAACACAAGUUUAGGCUCUUCAGGAAUCAUGAUUAACUUCUAUUUUAUUAUUUCAAGAAAUGUGAAAUAUCUUGAAGACAUGGUGUUUAUUCCUUGCUUAGAAUACAUAAGAUGUCUUCUUGUUUUGUCAAACUUAAGAUGUCUUUUUGUUUUUGGACAACUUGAGAUGUCUUUUUUUUUUUGGUCAAUUCUUGAGAUGUCUAUGAAUUACUUUAAUUUACAAAGGAAAUUGAAGACAAAAAGGCAUAUUAUUUGAAACAAAAACAUUGAUCUAAGCCCAAAGGCCUAAAUGCCCUCCUCCAACCAGAUUUUGGUCAUGAAAAUUAAAAAGCAAACAUAUGCAAAAAAUCUGCUACCGCACUCCCGUUUAAUUUGACCAAAGUAAACCAUGCAUAUUUUCGUUCUAUAUAUUUAUUUUUUAAUGAAAUUUAUCUGUUAAAUGUAUAAUAUAUUUUUAAAAAACAAUCGAAAAGUAUUUUUUUCAUAGAAAAAUUACAAUUAAGCAAUAUUGUAGUUGCAAUGUUCCAAACCACUCAAUUACCUUGCUAAAAGUUAACAACACACCACUCCUGUCCUUGUCCAGUUAUCAAUCCAAUUAACGGGUAUUUCACCAUUUCACUGUGUAUUUUUUUUAUUUUAUUGUUUUUGAAAUUCAUUUCACUGUCUAUAUAUAGUGGGAAGGAUAAUGAAAUAAGCACUCCAGAAAAAUGAAACAAUAUUAUGGAUAGAGAAAAUUGUAGGGAUCGGAAGCAUUAUGUGCUCGUGCAUGGUGCUUGCCAUGGUGCUUGGUGUUGGUACAAGGUUAAGCCACUCCUUGAAUCUGCAGGGCACCAGAUCACAGUGCUUGAUCUUGCAGCUUCUGGAAUCAACAUGAAGAAAAUUGAAGAGGUUGACACUGUUUCAGAGUACUCUGAGCCUCUUUUAAAGCUCAUGGCUUCAAUUCCCCCAUACGAAAAGGUAGUUCUCGUGGGUCACAGCCUUGGAGGUAUCAACAUAGCACUUGCCAUGGACAAAUUUCCAGAAAAGGUAGCAGUUGGUGUUUUCUUGACAGCUUUUAUGCCGGACACUCAGCACAAACCUUCUUAUGUCAUGGAAAAGUUCUCGACUAAAGACAAGGAAAAAGAUGGCAACUGUCAAAGAAAGUGGAACGUGGCAAUUAUGGAGGUGGAAGUGGUGCAAGGAGUUACCUGAAGUAUAGCUACGGGAAGUUGACACAAGUUGUUGCAAGUUAUUUUAUUUGUAAUUAUGCCAAGUAUGUGGCUAUAAUGUAGGGAGUUAUUUUCUAAGAUUUAAUCUCCACCGUAGGAUUAGAGUAGCAGUUUCCUCUUAAGCUCUAUAAAUAUCAGUUUGUAAUAUGAACAAGGGGUUGGAUUCCUAAAUGACUGCAAAGCUCUAAAAAAGCCUUCAAGCCCACGGUUAUGGCAAACGGCUUCAACGAGUGUGCAGUAGACGGAUUCCUUCCACCAUUUACCAUUCCAGUAAUGAAUUUGCUUCGUUCUUA